UAUGGCAGCAAAAAGAACAGCGGCUCGAAGUCUGCGCAACGCAGCAGCCGCGCAAGCACCUUUNCCAUCGUUGCGAUCCUUAUUGCCCUCUUUUCAGCCAUUGUUUACUAUAUGGAACAAAAUCUUCAAAGCUUCUAUGUUUUCGACACACAGCAACUGCACGACCUUUCGAAGAGAGCAAUCGCAAACCAUGGAAACGACACUAAGGCUGUUGUUGCACAGAUCGUUGGCGAGCUCAGCCAGGGUCCUGCUGCUGAUUAUGUCAACCUGAACGAGGAAUGGGUCUUCAACAAUGCUGGAGGCGCAAUGGGUGCCAUGUACAUUAUCCACGCCAGCAUUACUGAGUAUCUGAUCAUCUUUGGUAAGAUCNGCACUGCCAUUGGAACUGAAGGCCACUCUGGUCGCCACACUGCAGACGACUACUUCCACAUUCUGAAGGGUACUCAGACUGCUUAUUCACCUGCCGCUGGCCACUACGAGCCCGAAGUCUACCCUCAGGGCAGUGUACACCAUCUGCGCCGUGGUGAGGUAAAGCAGUACAAGAUGGACGAUGCUUGCUUCGCUCUGGAGUAUGCCCGUGGUUGGAUUCCUCCUAUGCUUGGUUUUGGUUUUGCCGAUGGUCUUACCAGCACCCUUGACUUCCCCUNNACUCUAUGGCACACAACCAGGAUUACCGGCAGAGAGAUGUUGUCAAACAUGGCUAAGGGCAAGCUU
Aureobasidium musti is the source of this 714-nucleotide messenger RNA. Lineage: Eukaryota; Fungi; Ascomycota; Dothideomycetes; Dothideales; Saccotheciaceae. The record is from the annotation of a GenBank genome assembly.